AUGGCAUCGAACAGCACUGCAUCAGCAUCCUCCAGCGCCCGCCGACGUUCAACACGGCUCAAUCCAGAGAACCAGGACGCUGACAGGCCGGCCUCUGAUGAGGUGAUGAAUCCGCGCGCCGCUCCCCGUGGUGCGUCAGACGACCUGCGGCAGGCCGACUCGGAGGACACGGGCAAGACGCUCGAGGAGUGCAUUGCCCGGCUCACGAUUUUCAUCCGCCAGGGCCCAUACCGUGACGCUGCGGUCCGGGGUCCUUUGGCCAUUACUCAAGACGCAUACAUCGCUCCUCGCCGGUUGCCCACUGUGAUCACGGUCUCGCCUCGUCUUAUGAUCAUAGGCAUCGCUGCGGUCUUCGUGUCGCUGCUGGCGUCUUUUCCCGGCCCUCGCCAUUACGUUGCAUCGUAUGCGUCCUGGGCUGUCAGCCCAGUCACUAUGCUACUCCUCGACCAAGAUCCUCUCAGGAUGUCGAUGAUGCGGACCACAGUGUGCACGCUCCCCGCCGUGACCAUGCUGAUUCCUACCUGCCGAGUGGUCCCAGAACCGCUAGGCAAGGUCGGCUGGGCGGAGUUUGCCGAGCUCGUCAACAUACAGGGUUCCUUGAUAGCAGGCGCGUUGGACGAGACCUCGGAGCACCUGCAGAUCGCCCUUCGACUUCACUCCGUCGUCUUAAAGCUCCACACCACGUCGCAGCUGCACUUCGGCUCCGCGGAACGCCUCAAUUUGACCGAAGGAUCGAGGACCUUGUUGACCUCCAGCGGCAACGCUACGUUGCAAGCCGUAGAACUUAGCCUGCAAAUAAAUUCGGUGACCAACAACGCUGAUUAUGCGAGCCGCUUGGCCCUUCUCAUCAUGAGCCGCGUACAGGCUACGUCGCGCGCCUUCGCUGGCGACAUGUUCUACCCGUCUGAGCGAUGGCUCGUCGCGCGGUUGUUCCAGGUCAUCAAAGACGAAACACGGUCGUCUUUCAUGCACAUCUCUUGGGAAUUGUUAGCCACGAAGAGUGCGCUCCUCCCGCUGGUAGAGGAUCUCUCUCGUCUCGAAGAACACGUGUCUAGGCUCUGUUGGCCGAAGCCCUUGGGCAGGGCGGUGUCUGUUCGCAGAAUAUUGCAUCCCAAUUCCGAGGACACCCGCUGCCGAGAUCUGACGCUCGCCCUCGAGAUGGUACGCUUCGACGCCGAGGGACUAUUCAACUCCGUGCGCGAGUUGUUUGUGCUGCUCGCUGAUAGCCAGCGCCGACUGGCCGAACUGGAAGAGUGGGUCGCGCAGCAGGAAACGUCCCUAGCUCCCGAUCUCCGAUACACUCGUGGGCACGUCGCCGAACUUGUGUACAACAGGCGUUACGUGUAUUCAGCGAAAAGGGACACUGGAGUUAUCCAGCCCCUUAGAGCCCUUGUCUUCGGUCAGUAGGCGACUACAUCUUCUCUUAGCACGCUGUUAUGCCACCCCUUGUACAAAUCUACCAGUAUGCUCUCGCCUCCGUGUUCUCUAUCACCAUGUUCUCUAUCUACUGUUCUGGCGUCUCCCCACAUGUACCUAAGCACGUAUGAUUGUUGGCUAUGACGACUAUGCUAUGCUUACUGCGUG
Fomitopsis serialis is the source of this 1584-nucleotide messenger RNA. RefSeq lists its product as uncharacterized. The transcript has 4 exons. The record is from RefSeq and is a predicted model, not a curated record. Bases 1 to 1407 code for a protein of 468 amino acids. NCBI's taxonomy places the organism in Eukaryota, Fungi, Basidiomycota, Agaricomycetes, Polyporales, Fomitopsidaceae.